UACAGUGACGUCAUCUCUGCGCGCCGCGCGGUGUCCCAGUUCCCCUCCCCCCCCCCGGCGGGGCCGCCGCGCUCCGGGCCCGGCUGAGGCCGCGGUGACGUCAUCGGGCGGCAUGGCGGGCGUGUCCUUCGAGGAGUUCUCGGCGCCGCCGGGCUCGGAGCUGGCGCUGGAGCCGCUCUUCGGGGGGAACAUUCUGGAAAGCGAAGGAGAGCCCGAGGCGGGGCCCGAGGGGGGAGGGGCGGCUCCGCCCCCGCCCCUCCCCCCUCCGCCCCGCCCCCACCGCGGGGGGAGCGGCCAGGAGGGGGGGGAGGGGCAGGGGGUGGGGGAGGGGGGCGAGGACUCCCCCGAGCUGCGGCGGCGCCGGCUGAAGCUGCAGGCGCUGGGACGGCGCUGCCGGGAGAUCCGGCAGGUGAACGCGCGGGCGCUGCAGCGGCUGCGGCAGGUGCAGAGAGAGACCCGGAGACUGCAGCUGGAGCGCAGGUUCCUGAUGCAGGUGCUGGACUCGCACGGGGAUCGCUACCGGCAGGGCCAGCUCACCGUGCUGCUGCAGGACGAGGGGGGUCCCCCCGGGGGGGUCCCGGCCGCCCCCACCCCCGGCAAUGCCGAGAACGAGCCCCCCGAGCGGGGCCGCCCGCCCCUCCCCCCGCGCCCCCCCAGCCCCCCCCGGAGCCCCCCGGGCCCAAACGCGCCGCCGGGACCCCCGGGGGGGGAGGGGGGGCAGGGGGGACCCCAAAAUCCCCCC
This is a messenger RNA of Haemorhous mexicanus (house finch), 742 nucleotides long. RefSeq names its product TCF3 fusion partner (gene TFPT). The record is from RefSeq and is a predicted model, not a curated record. Lineage: Eukaryota; Metazoa; Chordata; Aves; Passeriformes; Fringillidae. The transcript is spliced from 5 exons. The annotation marks the transcript as partial. Gene Ontology annotation, biological process: apoptotic process; apoptotic signaling pathway; positive regulation of apoptotic process. Gene Ontology annotation, cellular component: Ino80 complex. Gene Ontology annotation, molecular function: DNA binding.